Drosophila takahashii is the source of this 3423-nucleotide messenger RNA. The record is from RefSeq and is a predicted model, not a curated record. Lineage: Eukaryota; Metazoa; Arthropoda; Insecta; Diptera; Drosophilidae.
ACUGCUGAAGUCGGCGUCGCGCGCGUACUAUUUUUUGCUAUUCGCUGCUCAAUUUUCUGCUCUCGAAGGAAUAAACAAACGAAACGGAACCCGUGGAAAAGCCAAUAAGUGUAGUGGAUAGCAAUCAAAGAGCGCGACGUCGCGGCUGUCAUUAUACGGCAAUUAAUCGAAUUAAAAUGCCUCAGUUGGCUAUCGAAUUUUGAAGUGCUGGUCGAAGUACACAGACAGCCGGAGUUGGCUGCCAUGAUGCGAUACUCGGAAAUCUCACGAGACCUGUCCACGGAUAAUCUGCGCUACUCAGAGUUAAGCAGAAAACCCACCACGGACUAUAAUGGAUAUACGGGACAGGCUUUUGCCUCGUCUCAGUUCAAGCAGAGCUCACCUCCUCCUCCGCAGCAACAGCAGCCAACUCGCCCGGGCAAACAACGGAGUCCGAGUGCCAAUGGAAAUGCCCACACCAUGGCUUGUCUACGCAAGGAAAAGACCCAAAAGGAACACCAGAUGGAACCGCCCAAUAUGCAACCGCAGGCCAGCAAAACCCUGAAUAUAAAGAGCACGCGGCGCAAGAACUCCAUCGGUUGUUUAAAUAGUUUCUCCUCCUCGCCAGACUCACCGGGCUGCUACUAUACAAUAGCAGCUUCGGCAGCACCGCCGUCCAAGUCGCAAAGUUUACCAGCCCACGGCUCCAUCAAGCAGUUGGAUGCGGUUAUCUUGAGCGCGUUACGUGUACCCGCCGAUGUGUUGGCCAAUCAGAUUACACUCCUGGAUUUUCCCGUCUUCGCCCAGAUCCAGCCGGACGAGCUGAGCAGUUGUGCUUGGACGAAAAAGGACAAACAUGUCAAUACCCCGAAUAUUGUGGCAUUUACCAAACGAUUCAACCACACGAGUUUUUGGACAGUGCAGGAGAUAUUGAAUGCCGAGCAGCCGAAGCAGAGAGCCGAGAUAAUGACUCACUUUAUAAAGGUGGCCAAAAAGCUCCAUGAGCUGAACAAUCUGCACUCGCUUUUUGCCAUUAUUUCGGCCAUGCAAAGCGCCAGCAUAUAUCGCCUGACGAAGACAUGGGCUUGCCUAUCGAAGAAGGAUCGCCACUCCUUUGAGCGACUCAGCGAUAUUUUCAGCGACCAGGACAACUGGGCGAAUCUGCGGUCCUACCUCGAGAGCCUGCGCCUGCCCUGCAUCCCCUAUCUGGGCCUCUUUCUCACCGACCUGAUCUACAUUGACUUGGCCCAUCCGCACAAAGGCGGAUUGGAACCAGAACAGCGUCGCAAUAAGAUGAACAAUAUAUUGCGUGUAAUCUCGAACUAUCAACAGUCGGACUAUAAGCAUCUGCAGAAGCAUGAUGCUACACAGAAGUAUCUUACCUCCAUAAGAUACAUAGAGGAGUUGCAGAAUAUAUUCGAGGAGGAUCAGUACAAGCGCUCUCUGAACCUGGAGCCUGCAUCGCCCUCUGGACCCAGUUCAUCGUCCUGCAGUUCUAAGGAAUCCUUCAACGUGGAAGCAGUUACUCCGGCCCUGGGCUGCCUGAAUCUCUCGCCGGCCAAAACCAUUGGCUCCAUGCGCAUGGCCAGUGGUACAAAGUUUGUUCCUGGUCAUCGCAAGUGUCGCAGUCUGGGCACCAAAUUUCGCAGCAGCAGCUUGCCGCGAAACUUUGCCCAGAAGUGCCAAUGCUGCAUCGUGAUGAUUGCGCCGGGCAUUGGCACCAUCUCCAACAAGCGUUGCAGAUGCCGUCGCAUUUUCGGCAAGAUCGCGCCACACAAUCACGGCGAUGGACAUCCACACCACCUGCACCUGGAACUGGAUCCCAGCCAAGUGCAGCCUCGCCACCAUCUGCUGGAUGAUUCGGUCUUGGAGCACAGCGACGCCUUGUCCCAAGCGGACCUAACCUCCCUGGAGAGUGCCGAGGGAAUUAUGUGUGAUUUUGGCGGAAGCGAUUGCGAUUUGAUGUCUCCGGAGGCAGCAGCCGCCAUGCAGGGAUGUGUCCGACGGAAAACGGUCCAGAAGGAGGGAAGGAAGCCAGCGGUGGCCUCCUGGCAGCGGUACUGGCUGCAGAUCUGGGCCAACUCGCUGGUGUAUUUCCCACCAAAGUCCUUUAAGGGCAGCGAAAGGAGCGACUUUAAAAGGGAACCGUGCAAAGUGUGUCCACUGGAUGGAUGGUAUGCCCAUGUCAGCGAUAAUACCAAGCACAAGAACACCUUUGAGCUGUGCCACCGAACCCUGGGCACCGUCUAUCGCUUUCGGACGGACAGUCCCCAGAUGACGCACCUCUGGUCGAAUGCCAUUUGCAAACUGGCCACCAUGCGGGUGCCCAAACCUCUGCCCACCAAUCUAAUGUCCUUCGAAUGAGCUGGGCCCUUAGAAAUCACAGGAACUCGAAUAUAUUGUACUCAUCGUAGCAUAGUAUACCUAGUUUAGUUAGCUUUAUCCCUUGAAACGUGCACAGCCAAAAAAAACACCCCCACCAAACCACUCACUCACUCCCUGGAACGAGGCAACCACAGAACAUUCCCACAACCACAACGAACGAACAAAUUGCAGCCUGCAUCUAGAUGAAUCGAUUUCAAAAUGGUAUUUCAAAAGACUGACACCGAAGGAGAACACGAAGAUAAAGUAGAGGAGGAGCAGUACCAGAAAAGUAGCCACACAAUCGCAAAGCAACAGACUAAUCCGACAACGCAGGGGAAUUAAAGUCCCAAAUAUGUAACGGCCCUGUUCUCAAAGUUGAAUUUUAUUUCAAUUUGCGGAAACGGAAUUGAGAAAAUAUCACGUCAUUGAAUAAACAUUGUUUUCAAUGACCCAGAACUUAAAAAUUCGUUUAAAGUUCUUUAAUUUUGAAGUUCUUCAACCAUUUUAAUUCCGAAUUCGCUUAACUUUGUAACAGGGCUGUCUCUUUGUUAAUGUGCUGUCCUUGCUGUAUUUUGUAUUUGUAAAAUUUAAUAUUAAGUAAAUUACUUGGACAUUUACUCAACUUAAUUUCGCGCUAAUCGUGCCAUAUUAGUUCUAAAUUUGUGUUCAACGAUUGUUGGCCAGCAAACGAAUCCGAAUUCGAUUUGCCCAACUCCUAACUUUGUAACAAAGAAUCAAAAAUCAAACGAACUUUCUACCCGUAACUGAGGGCUUUAAUAUUGUAUCGCUACCACUAUCAUGAUCGACAUCCGUUAAUCUGUAUAUCUGCCUUAAGUUGAUGCACUAUUCAUACUCACAUAGAGCUAAAAAUACAUAAAUACGUAUCCCACAAAUUGUAUGCGUGAAUUGUAGGAAAGGAAAGUAAUGUUAGUGUUUCUGUUUUUUUCUUUCUGUCGCGACGGCCUAAUGAAUUGUAACUCCUAAGCUUUGUCACACAUACAGAUUAUCAUUUGCAGCGUUUUUACAGUAGUUUAAGAAAGAAAUGCAACAAAAACAAAAUAAACCACAAAAGGAAAGAAA